Molecule: messenger RNA, 516 nt
Organism: Colletotrichum navitas
Lineage: Eukaryota; Fungi; Ascomycota; Sordariomycetes; Glomerellales; Glomerellaceae
Exons: 2
Coding region: 1-516 (171 amino acids)
Source: RefSeq, a predicted model, not a curated record
AUGGCCCGCGAAGGAACUCGCUCCCAGACCGGCAACUCCAAGCCGCGUGUCUUCCCCGUCGUCGACACCGCCCCUGCUCGUAAGCAGACCACUGCCACCCCUGCCACCGCAAAGAAGCCCAAGACCACCACCUCCACCGCCUCCAAGGUCGCGAAGCCUGUCGGCGUCACCAAGAAGAAGGCCACCACCGCCAAGAAGGGCCCUUCCGUUGUUACUAAGCGCCUCUCCAUCUUGUCCUCUGUCGGCCUUGAAGCUAACCAUUUCCCGCAGGCAAAGUCAGUAGCGAAGAAGGCAGAAACCAAGGCAGCCGGCGCCACCAAGGCCGCCAAGAAGGUGUGUAGCGCUGCCUCCCAAACUCACGCGCCCCUUAGCAUUUCGCCAGCUAACCCACGCGCAGGAGACCAAGCCCAAGACCUCCAAGGCCAAGGCGACGCCUGCCGCGGCCUAAGCGUCCCGGUCGUCUUUUCCCGUCUUUUCUCUCCGGGUCGUCUUCCCGCUCGACUCGUCGUCGUUUGA